Messenger RNA from Paramecium pentaurelia, 757 nucleotides. Lineage: Eukaryota; Ciliophora; Oligohymenophorea; Peniculida; Parameciidae. The record is from the annotation of a GenBank genome assembly.
AUGAACAAAAGAGACUUUUUUUGCUUAUCCAGAAUUUUACCCAAAUACAGCAUGAGCUACAUAAACAACUGUAUACGAAGAUAAUGUUCAAAAAUGUCGAAGCAUAAGAUAAUUAAGCAUGUGAAGCAUAGAUUCAAGAAUGUAUUGGUACUGAAAAAAGUUGUGUUUUUGAGACAACCUUGCGUACCUAAUUACAACGUGGUAGAGAGACUUUUUUUAAUUUUAUAGAUAGUUCAGGAACAAUAACUAAUUAAAAAACAGUAUAAUGUUAUAAUGAUUUGUAAAGUAAAGAUACGCACAAAGGCAUUAGUUAUAGCCUAAGAUUCACUUGAUGGUUUCUUAAGUGUAUGGAUAUUUGAUGGAGAAGAUAUUAGUGUGAAUCCAGAAAUUGCAACUUGCAGUCAUUAUUAUAAAUACGCUAGAGAUGGAACAAAUUUUAGGAUAGUGUUAUUAUUUGAAGUAAAUUGGAAGAAGUAGGAAUUUAAAACAAUCUAUCUUGCGAUUUAAAAAAUUGACUUUUCAAUUUUUAAGAAUUUAUUACAUAUUCCCACUUUAACCCAAUAAUUUAUACAUGCUAUCAAGUGUAUAUGUAUAGUUAUUAAGAUGAGAUAAUUAAAUUCAAAAAUCUGUUGUAGCAUACCUACUUCAGACGAAGGAUUCGAGUUCAAGUCUUCGGGGGGUAUGGUAAUUUUUCUAGCUUUUAUAUUAGAUAACAAGUGAAUUAAACUAGUUUUUAACUAAUUCUAGAUAUCUUUGA